Molecule: messenger RNA, 2196 nt
Organism: Tinamus guttatus (white-throated tinamou)
Lineage: Eukaryota; Metazoa; Chordata; Aves; Tinamiformes; Tinamidae
Source: RefSeq, a predicted model, not a curated record
AUGAAACGGCGCCGGCUCCCCAGCAGCAGCGAGGACUCCGACGACAAUGGCAGUUUGUCUGCUUGGUCCCAGCAUUCAAGAUCUCGACGUCGGAUGACUUCGUGCUCCAGACAUGAAGAUCGAAAACCCUCAGAGGUGUUCAGAACGGACCUGAUCACUGCCAUGAAGUUACAUGACACCUUCCAGCUGAACCCUGAUGAAUACUAUGUGCUGGCAGACCCCUGGAGGCAGGAGUGGGAAAAGGGAGUUCAGGUGCCAGUUAGCCCAGGGACCAUCCCAGAACCAGUAGCCAGGAUUGUGUCCGAGACCAAAGCGGUCACGUUCACGCGUCCCAGGAAGUACAUUGUGUCCUCGGGCCUGGAGCCUCCGGAGCUGGGCUACGUUGACAUUCGAACCUUAGCGGACGCCGUGUGUCGCUACGACCUCAACGACGUGGAUGUGGCCUGGCUGCAGCUCGCCAACGAGGAGUUCAAGGAAAUGGGGAUGCCCGAGCUGGACGAGUACAGCAUGGAGAGGGUCCUGGAGGAGUUUGAGCAGCGGUGCUAUGACAACAUGAACCACGCCAUCGAGACCGAGGAGGGCCUUGGCAUCGAGUAUGACGAGGACGUCGUCUGCGACGUCUGUCAGUCUCCAGAUGGAGAGGAUGGCAACGAGAUGGUGUUUUGUGACAAAUGCAAUAUUUGUGUGCACCAGGCGUGCUACGGCAUCCUCAAAGUGCCCGAGGGCAGCUGGCUGUGCCGGACGUGCGCGCUCGGCGUGCGGCCCAAGUGCCUGCUGUGUCCCAAGAAGGGAGGCGCCAUGAAGCCCACGCGGAGCGGCACCAAGUGGGUCCACGUCAGCUGCGCCCUGUGGAUUCCCGAGGUGAGCAUUGGCAGCCCAGAAAAAAUGGAACCUAUUACGAAGGUUUCUCACAUUCCCAGCAGUAGAUGGGCAUUAGUGUGCAGCCUUUGUAAUGAAAAAGUUGGGGCUUCAAUACAGUGUUCAGUGAAGAACUGCAGAACAGCCUUUCACGUGACCUGUGCGUUUGAGCGCGGCUUGGAGAUGAAGACCAUCCUGGCGGAGAACGAUGAGGUCAAGUUCAAGUCGUACUGCCCCAAGCACAGCGCUUCCAAGCCGGCACCUGAGGGGCCCCUGCUCGCGGAAAGCCCAGGCCAGGAGAACGGGAACGGGCUCCCGGACAGCGCUCGCCCGGCCCACAUGGCCCCCUUCCACGGCAUCGAGCAGAACCACGAGGAGGCCCACAGGGUCAGCGUCCGCAAGCAGAAGCUCCAGCAGCUGGAGGACGAGUUCUACACGUUCGUCGAGUCCUCGGAAGUGGCUAAAGCGCUGAGGCUGCCCGAGGAGCCCGUGGGAUUCCUGUACCAGUACUGGAAGCUGAAGAGAAAAGCCAAUUUCAAUAAGCCCCUGAUCACCCCAAAGAAGGACGAGGAGGACAAUCUGGCCAAGCGAGAGCAGGAUGUUCUGUUCAGGCGCUUGCAGCUCUUCACGCACCUCCGGCAGGACCUGGAGCGGGUACGUAAUCUCACCUACAUGGUAACCCGAAGGGAAAAAAUCAAGAGGUCUGUUUGCAGAGUUCAAGAGCAGAUAUUUAAUGCCUACGCAAAGCAGUUGGAACAGGAUGGUGUUUCAGGUGUGCCUUCCUCCUCCUCCUCGAUGGAAAACAUGGUGUUGUUCAACAGUCCCUCUCUGGGCCCUGAUGCCCCCAAGAUAGAGGACUUGAAGUGGCAUUCAGCCUUCUUCAGGAAGCAGCUGGGCACGUCCCUGAAAACAUGCGGUCGGACAGCGCCCGGCACGCGCAGGGAUCCAGUGCCUAAAUGCAACGGAGGCCUCGUCAGAAUAAACCCCAACCAGACGGUAGUUAAAGUGCCUACGACGCCCACGAGCCCGGUGAAAAACUGGGGCGGAUUCCGAAUUCCAAAGAAGGGGGAGCGGCAGGUGCAGGGCGAGAGCCCCGAGGGGCCCGGCCGCCACGGCGCCGGCUACCCCUACUUGGCUGUGGGCCGCCUCUCGCCCAAGGACAGGACCAGGAGCAAGCCCAGGCCCGACAGCGAGAACGACGGCUACGUGCCCGACGCCGAGAUGAGCGAUUCGGAGCCGGAGGUGGCGGAGAAGAAGUGCAGGCAGCAGCGGCUCAGCCCCAGCAGGGCGCUCGGCAGGCGGCAGGACGGUAUCAGGAGGAGUAUCCUGGCCUCCUGA